ACACACACACACACACCGGGGACGUGUCAGUCAUCUGCCGGCCCGACCCCCGCGGCUCUCCAGCGGAACCGGUCCGUGCGCCCCUCCGGUCCAGAUGGACUCCCCCAUCGCCCACCACGUCAACAACAGCAAUAGCACCGGCGGCGGCACCGGCACCGGCACCGUGCUGUCCGCAGGGCUCAGCGCCGCCUUCCAGAACCUCCCCGGCCAGGAGGUGCUCGGCGGCGGCUCGUCGUCGCCCGGGUUCGGCGCGCCGUGGUCGGUCCAGACCAGCUGCUCGCCCCCCCCCCUCGGCCAGCCCCCGGACCCGGACGGCUUCUACCCGGGGGUCCCGUCCUCCGUCCCGGCGGCCUUCUUCCAGGGCUUCUCGCCGGUGUCUCCUCAUCCGGGCCCCGGGAUCACCGUGCAGGGCUUCGGGAGCCGCCGGUCCCCGGUCAGCCCGCCGCGGGGCGCCUUCCUGCAGCAGCGGAACAACAACAACCAGCAGCAGCCCAUGGUGAAGCAGUCUCCGUGGGGCAGCCACCAGGGGAACGGCUGGGUCUCUGGGGGGGUGUCGUGGGGCCGGGACCCCCCCCGCCGGGGCCCCCCUGGCUCCCCCCUGAAGAGGCCCUUCUCCAGCAGCAUCAUCGCCCCCCCCAGGGCCCCCCGCCCUCCGGGGCCCAGGGCCUGGGAGGACGGCAGCAGCAACGCCCUGCAGGGGGGUCCGGGUCCACAGGAGCGCAGCAGGAUGUACGAGAGCCUGAACAUGCACUCCCUGGAGAGCUCGCUGAUCGACAUCAUGCGGGCGGAGCAGGACCCCCUGAAAGGCCGGGUGGGAGGAGCUAACCUUGGAGCCCACGGUCUCCUCAUGCUUAACGGCCGCUCCUCUCUCUUCCCCAUCGAUGAUAAUCUCCUGGACGCCGGCCGUGGCCACCAGGGGGCACCGGGGGGCCACGGGCCCUGCUACCCGCACCACAACGGGGAGCGCUUCUCACGCAAGGUGUUCGUGGGGGGGCUGCCCCCCGACAUCGACGAAGAUGAAAUAACCUCCAGCUUCCGCCGCUUCGGCCACCUGGUGGUGGACUGGCCUCACAAGGCGGAGAGCAAGUCCUACUUCCCCCCCAAAGGUUACGCCUUCCUGCUGUUCCAGGAGGAGAGCUCGGUGCAGGCCCUGAUUGAAGCCUGCAUGGAGGAGGAUGGGAAGCUGUACCUGUGCGUCUCCAGCCCCACCAUCAAAGACAAGCCUGUGCAAAUUCGCCCGUGGAACCUGAGCGACAGCGACUUCGUGAUGGACGGCUCUCAGCCGCUCGACCCCCGCAAGACCAUCUUUGUGGGCGGAGUGCCCCGGCCCCUCAGAGCCAUUGAGCUCGCCAUGAUCAUGGACCGUCUCUACGGCGGAGUCUGUUACGCCGGCAUCGAUACCGACCCGGAGCUCAAGUACCCGAAGGGGGCGGGGCGAGUGGCCUUCUCCAAUCAGCAGAGUUACAUCGCCGCCAUCAGCGCCCGAUUCGUCCAGCUGCAGCACGGAGACAUCGACAAGCGGGUGGAGGUGAAGCCCUACGUCCUGGACGACCAGCUGUGUGACGAGUGUCAGGGCGCGCGCUGCGGGGGGAAGUUCGCUCCGUUCUUCUGCGCCAACGUCACCUGCCUCCAGUACUACUGCGAGUUCUGCUGGGCCAACAUCCACAGCCGGGCCGGCCGCGAGUUCCACAAGCCGCUGGUCAAAGAGGGGGCGGACCGGCCGCGCCAGAUCCACUUCCGCUGGAACUAGAGACAGUCAGAGGGGACAGAAAGCUAAGCUAUCAGUAUAAUCCAGUACGUAACACUAUACAGGAUAUACUAUAUAGAUAUAUAUAUAUAUAUAUCUUUUGUAGCAGCCAAACACCAAAAGCCUCAGUUUUUCACCAAAACUCCCCCUCACAUCUCAGGCUCCGACAACUCUUUUGUGGUACUUUCAUCUUUUCUAGGAGGAAAUUUAGAAAAUAAGAAGGAAAAAGAGAGAGAGAUUUUUGUAGGUUUUUUUUAUUAUUAUGUGAGAUUUAAUAGAUAUGGGAAUUAUUAUUUUUUUGUGCAUGGUUGUCUGCUGCUAUAGCCACCAGGUGUGGCUGUGUGUGGAUGUGUUUGUGUGUGUCUGUGUGAAAGUGGUGUCCCCACGCGACACCUCUGAGUCAAGGUCCUCACGGGGCCGCGAUUACAAGUAGGUGUGUGUGUGUGUGUCUCUAGUGCACACACUUGUUUCUGGGAAGAAGGAAAACAACCCUGAUUCUCUGAAGUCGCCCCGGUUUAUUAACCAAAGGUAGCAAAAAUAAAUGAUAGGAAGCCUCAAAUUGACACAAAACUAAAUUUAUUUAUUUGUGCGUUGCCGUGGGCGACCUUCUUCUUCUUAGAGUGUUUUAUUAAAAGCUAAAUUAUUCUCACGCUCA
Pseudoliparis swirei is the source of this 2402-nucleotide messenger RNA. RefSeq names its product cytoplasmic polyadenylation element binding protein 2 (gene cpeb2). Gene Ontology annotation, biological process: negative regulation of cytoplasmic translation. Gene Ontology annotation, molecular function: translation factor activity, RNA binding; mRNA regulatory element binding translation repressor activity; ribosome binding. The transcript has 10 exons. Bases 95 to 1750 code for a protein of 551 amino acids. NCBI's taxonomy places the organism in Eukaryota, Metazoa, Chordata, Actinopteri, Perciformes, Liparidae. Gene Ontology annotation, cellular component: neuron projection; nucleus; cytoplasm. The record is from RefSeq and is a predicted model, not a curated record.